Messenger RNA from Eleginops maclovinus (Patagonian blennie), 777 nucleotides. RefSeq names its product cysteine and glycine-rich protein 2 (gene csrp2). The record is from RefSeq and is a predicted model, not a curated record. Gene Ontology annotation, biological process: actin cytoskeleton organization. Gene Ontology annotation, cellular component: cytoplasm. NCBI's taxonomy places the organism in Eukaryota, Metazoa, Chordata, Actinopteri, Perciformes, Eleginopidae.
GUGUGUGGGGCUCAGUGAAGUCCGUCUGCAGCUGAGACACAUCCUCUCUACCUGCUCCUCUCUGCUCCACAACAAGAAACCAUGCCUAACUGGGGGGGCGGCAACAAGUGUGCAGCGUGCGGCGGGACGGUGUACCACGCCGAGGAGGUGCAGUGUGACGGCAAGAGCUUCCACAAGUGCUGCUUCCUCUGCAUGGUGUGCAGGAAGGGCUUGGACAGCACCACGCUGGCUAUCCACGACACGGAGAUCUACUGCAAGUCCUGCUACGGGAAGAAGUACGGCCCCAAAGGCUACGGAUACGGACAGGGGGCCGGGACCCUCAACAUGGACCGGGGGGAGCGGCUGGGCAUCAAACAGCAAGAGACACACACCCACAGACCCACCACCAACCCCAACCCGUCCAAGUGCCAGAAGUUUGGCGGCUCGGAGAAGUGCGCCCGGUGCGGAGACUCUGUGUACGCGGCGGAGAAGAUCAUGGGGGCGGGCAAGCCGUGGCAUAAGAACUGCUUCCGCUGUGCAAAGUGUGGCAAGAGCCUGGAGUCGACCACGCAGACCGAGAAGGACGGAGAGAUCUACUGCAAAGCGUGCUACGCUAAGAACUUCGGUCCUAAAGGGUUCGGUUACGGCCAGGGAGCCGGUGCUCUGGUCCACGCCCAGUGAAGACGAUCCACCCCUCAGAUUCCUGUCUCCAUCGUGAACAAAACCCAGCUUCUUCCUCCUGUGUUUCCUCCCUUGUUCCCAGUAGGUGCUCAAAUAAAAACAUGAACACACACUCUC